Molecule: messenger RNA, 2991 nt
Organism: Triplophysa dalaica
Lineage: Eukaryota; Metazoa; Chordata; Actinopteri; Cypriniformes; Nemacheilidae
Exons: 8
Coding region: 137-1324 (395 amino acids)
Biological process (GO): endoplasmic reticulum to Golgi vesicle-mediated transport; positive regulation of GTPase activity
Cellular component (GO): endoplasmic reticulum membrane
Molecular function (GO): GTPase activator activity
Source: RefSeq, a predicted model, not a curated record
CUCGCACAACUCGGCGUCACCGGCGAGAUAUGAGGGGAAUAUCACUUUGUUUCCCUGUCAGUUUUUAAUGAAAUUCACUUUUUUAUAAUUGUUAAGUAUGCGAUUUAUGUCCUCAUGAUUGUACGCUGCAUAGAAGAUGAAAAGGGUGAGAAAGAGACCUCAGGGUAACGAAUCCCGAGCGACUGUGAGGAGAAAUGAAGAACAAUUGUCCUGGAAGAAACGGAAGCUUGUGGAUAUCCAUCAGGCCCUCAACAGUGACCCGGUGGACAUCGACACCCUGCGGCAGGCGGCUGGGAGUGAGGGUGGUUUGCUGACGGAUGACAUCAGAAGAAAAGUUUGGCCCAAACUCCUCAGUGUCAAUGUCUACAAUCUGCCUGCUAAACCCUCUAAAGAUGUCCGCGAGGGCCACAAAGACCACAGGCAGGUGGUGCUUGAUGUCAGGAGAUCGAUGCGCCGCUUCCCAAAGGGCAUGCGUCUGGACGAAAGGGGGGUUCUCCAGGAGCAGCUGAUUGACAUCAUUCUGGAUGUUUUGAGGAGGAACCCUCAGCUGCACUAUUAUCAGGGAUAUCAUGACUUCACCGUGACCUUCCUGCUGGUGGUGGGAGAAAGACUGACCAUUGCGCUCAUGGAAAAACUGUCCAAUCACCAUCUCAGAGACUUCAUGGACCCCACUAUGGACAGCACAAAGCACAUCUUGAACUACCUGAUGCCCAUUCUGGAGCGUGUGGACCCUGAACUCCAUGACUUCAUGAUCAGGGCCGAGGUGGGCACUAUCUUCGCCCUGAGCUGGCUGAUCACAUGGUACGGCUAUGUUCUGUCCGACUUCAGACACGUUCUGCGGCUCUAUGAUUUCUUCCUGGCCUCUCAUCCGCUCAUGGCCGUUUACUUUGCCGCUGUGAUUGUGUUGUACAGAAAGGAGGAGGUGAAGAGCAGCGAGUGUGAUAUGCCCAGCGUUCAUCACCUGUUGUCAAAGAUGCCUCAGGAUCUGCCGUACGAGGAUCUGAUUGGUCGAGCUCAGAGUCUGUUCGAGAGCUGCCCGCCUUCUCUGCUCGCCCAGUCCGCAGCUCUGCAGUCACACAGCAUAAUCGCCAUCAGCAGCUUUAAGGACUUCCAGAGAUCAACGCUGCAGCAGCGCCCAGACGCCGUACUGCGAAAGCAGCUCCAGAAACGCCACGAAGACCAUCUAGCCCUUCCCAUGAACACUCCUAACCAGUUUUUAAAAAUGGCGGUGUGGGGUCUGUCGGCCACGCUGGGGGCGGCGGCGCUGGCUGUGGCCCAGACGGCUAUGAACUGGGCUCCUGAGUUCCUCUCACAGCUCUUCUGAGACCGUGUCUCCAUCGUUCUCCUGUGCCAAAGCCAAACGCAAAUGUGCGUUAAACCCCAAAGCUUAUUUAUGUCCAUCAUGUCGUUGUAUUCUUAUUUAUCGUGGAGUUAAUAUUGGAGAGGUGGGAGGAGUCAGGUGAUGUUUUUUGUAAUCGUAAGCAUUUCUGGAUGACGUUUGGUCAGCGGAGUGAAAGCGCUCCACUCGGCCGUUCGGCACAAAUUAUUAAACGCUUUCUUCUUUAGUGAAGGAAAAGCUCAUUACCGGCAGAAACCAGGUGAAGACUGCAUGAGGACCACAGAGAGUACACAACACACACACACUACACAUAGGCUACAACUGCCAUACGCAUUGUGACGAAUAACACAAUUUAUUCAUCAUAAUAAAAGGACUCAAGUGAUGUAUUUAUUUUACAAAUGCGUAGAGCAACACAUUCAACACUCAAUCAUCAAAAUGUACGUUUGUAGAUCUGCACAAAAUGUCCUCCAUCUUGUUUUGACCCUGACGUUCUGGAACAAGAAACUUUAUUAGCCUUUGUAAUGUGUAGCUGUGUGUUAUGGUGCAGCUCAAUGCUUCACUUCAUUGUUUAUUAGUGCAUUGUGUGAUGUUGACCUCAGUUGUGUGGAAGCAUCUUUGGAUGCUGCAUGUUUUGUCGAUUUGUGCUACCUACAAAACUAACUCCAAUCCAAACCCUAAGGGGUGGUUUCCCGGGCAGAAAUUAGACUAGUCCUAAAAUAAAUGUUAGAGCUGUCCAAACUGAUAAAAACUUGCUCUGACACCUAAUAGAAUACAUCAGUGCCUUCGUGCUGUUUUAAAAUGCACACAAGUAAUGUUGUUUGUAAGGUAUGUUUGUUAAAGCUACUUAAAUUGUCUCAUUAAACUAAGGCCUAGUCCUGGCUUAAACUAAUCCCUGUCCAGGAAACCGCCCCUAAAUCUAACACCUCAGCAGUAUAACGCGGGGUAGGAACAUCUGCUGGGUAGCAUAAAUUGUCAGGACACCUAAAUCCCUUUCACACAGACCGCUGAUCCCAGAAAAUUGCCAGUGUGAACGCAAACGCAUCCCAGAUUGAUCAGAAAAGGGAUUCCCGAAAGGGGACCUAGUAACAUUAAUGGGGUCAGUCCCGGAAAGCACCCUGUGUGGAAAAAAGUCAGAAACAAUGCCCUACAAGCCUUGUACUGAUGACACACGAUUAUAAUAAAUCGUAAAUAAUUUGGCUAUGAAAACAAAUAUAGUAAAACGAGUUUUUUUUGUUUGUUAGUAAAUCGAAAACUAAAAAAUAGGCCUUCUAUAAUAUAAAAUAUGUAUAUAUAAAAUAUCCUUCCAACGUCUUAAACCCUAUUUUUCAUGAAGAAAAUGCACAUAUCAUUACAUUGAGUUAUGUCAUUUGGAAUCUUCACGGGAUGUUUGUGAACGGCACGCACAGAUUCCAUAAAAUCACUGAAUGAACAAAAUCGAACGAUCCCGGAUCAAAUUCCUCGACACAUUUUCCGUGUAUUUUCGACGAUCUCUGUGUGAAAGUGCUGGGCGAGUUACUCCGAAAAAGUGAAAACAUAAAACGGCUCCUAAUACAUUCAAAUAAAUCAUGUUAAACUAUAUAAUGUUGUAUUAUUAACUGACCAAAGUAUUACAAAUGUGAGAAAGAUUCAUUAAAGCACAGAUUUUAAAGUUA